Messenger RNA from Perkinsus marinus ATCC 50983, 823 nucleotides. RefSeq names its product merozoite surface protein 2, putative. The annotation marks the transcript as partial. The transcript has a single exon. The record is from RefSeq and is a predicted model, not a curated record. NCBI's taxonomy places the organism in Eukaryota, Perkinsozoa, Perkinsida, Perkinsidae.
AGACAAGGAUGAUUCUGAUGCUACCACCCCGGUCGCUACUGAGACUGCGACUGCCACUACGAUCGAUGCUCCUGUUGAGCCCACUACUACUAUCACGACCCCUCAACCAGCCAGCACAGCUGCUGUGACCGAUGAGGUUGUUGCUACUACUGCAGCCCCUGUGACUGACGAGGUCACCAUCACGACGGCAGCCGGGGAAGCUCCCAGUAGAGACAAGGAUGAUUCUGAUGCCACCAACCCGGUCGCUACCGAGACUGCGGCUGUCACUACUACGAUCGAUGCUCCUGUUGAGCCUACUACUCCCACGUCCCCUCUACCGGUCAGCACAGCUGCUGUGACCGAUGAGGUUGCUGUCACUACUGCGGCUCCUGUGACUGGCGAGGUGACUAUCACCACGGCAGCUGGGGAAGCUCCGGGAAGAGACAAGGAUGAUUCUGAUGCUACCACCCCGGUCGCUACUGAGACUGCGACUGCCACUACGAUCGAUGCUCCUGUUGAGCCUACUACUAUCACGACCCCUCAACCAGCCAGCACAGCUGCUGUGACCGAUGAGGUUGUUGCUACUACUGCAGCCCCUGUGACCGACGGGGUCACCAUCACGACGGCAGCCGGGGAAGCUCCCAGUAGAGACAAGGAUGAUUCUGAUGCCACCAACCCGGUCGCUACUGAGACUGCGGCUGUCACUACUACGAUCGACGCUCCUGUUGAGCCUACUACUCCCACGUCCCCUCUACCGGUCAGCACAGCUGCUGUGACCGAUGAGGUUGUUGCUACUACUGUGGAGACGACCGAUUCCGAGGCUACUCUCAGUCCGAUUGUGUAG